Puccinia graminis f. sp. tritici CRL 75-36-700-3 is the source of this 1077-nucleotide messenger RNA. RefSeq lists its product as uncharacterized. Gene Ontology annotation, molecular function: RNA binding. The coding region runs from base 1 to 1077 and encodes 358 amino acids. The transcript is spliced from 3 exons. NCBI's taxonomy places the organism in Eukaryota, Fungi, Basidiomycota, Pucciniomycetes, Pucciniales, Pucciniaceae. The record is from RefSeq and is a predicted model, not a curated record.
AUGUUAGCCAAGCAAUUCAUCUCCACCAGUCUCAGGGCGAUCAAGAGCAGCGCACCCACAGUGAGCCGCCAAUCGAGCCGAGUGAGCGUCCUGAACAGAUCCUUCCAAUCGGUCCGAUCUCUCGCCGGCCCCACCAGUUCGCUCAGAUCCCUCUCAUCCACCCCGCUCCGAUCCGACGAAGACCCCAGCCACUCCCAACAGGACCAGCCCGUGUCCACCAACCCUCAAGCACAGGCUCUCGCUACUGCCGACCUCCCCGCCGUCUAUCUCAGCAAUCUCUCCUUUGCUGUCACCGAGGAAGCCCUCACUGACUUCUUGAAACAGUGUACCCCCGUCAAGAAGGUCGAUGUUGUUCGUAAUAGUGAUGGUGCCGUCAGAGGGUUUGGGUUUGCCAAAUAUGCUACUUUAGCUGAGGCUGAGGCAGCCGUCACAGCGAUCAACGGCUUGGACUUCCUAGGCCGACAGAUCGUCGCCGCGAUCUCGCAACGCCGGCCGAUGAUCUCGGAUGCGUCGAACCAACUAUUCAUGUCGGGAUUCCCCACGCAAGGGGAGGCGGAUGAGGCGAGCUUGCGAUUAGCGUUACACGAGCGUCUAGGAGUCCAACCGCGGGCGAUCCGUCUGCACAAGUUCCCAGGUGGGUUCUUGAAGGGUACUGGACACCUAGAGUUCGAAGAUGUAGCGACGCUCGAAAGCGCACUUGCCAAGCUCCAGGACACCGCCGCCGACCAGCCCAUCCUCGUCAACGGUCACCCGAUCACCCUCGUCAAGGCCCGGCCCCUCUUGCAGCCCCGAUCCCGCUCCGGCCCCGGCUCCGACAAUGGCGCCGGACGUGGCGGCUUUGGCGCCAUGCGUGGCCGCCCCGGCUACGGUGCUGGCUACGCUGGCGCUGGCUAUGGCGGCUACCCCGCCGCCCCUGCCGAUGGAUACUCCGGCCAGAUGGGUGGUUACCCGAACCAAGGAUAUGGCAAUGCCUACUAUCCUCCCCCUCCCACAGGUCCCCCAGGCUCGGGCGGAUACGGCGGCGGCUACGGAUCCCAAGGUGAAGGCGGCCAAGGUGGCGGAAACCCUCAAUACUGA